This is a messenger RNA of Thlaspi arvense, 591 nucleotides long. Lineage: Eukaryota; Viridiplantae; Streptophyta; Magnoliopsida; Brassicales; Brassicaceae. The record is from the annotation of a GenBank genome assembly.
AUGUACACUUCAAGGAAGAAGAUCCACAAGGACAAGGAUGCUGAACCAACUGAAUUUGAGGAGACAGUUGCCCAGGCAUUAUUUGAUUUAGAAAAUAGCAACCAGGAGCUCAAAAGUGAUUUGAAGGACCUCUACAUUAAUUCUGCAGUUCAAAUUGAUGUUUCUGGAAAUCGCAAAGCUGUAGUCAUCCACGUACCAUACAGAUUGAGGAAAGCUUUCCGCAAGAUUCAUCUUAGGUUGGUUAGAGAACUUGAGAAGAAGUUCAGCGGGAAGGAUGUUGUUAUGAUUGCCACCCGAAGAAUUCUGCGGCCACCAAAGAAGGGCUCUGCCGUUCAAAGGCCUCGAUCCCGCACACUCACAGCAGUGCACGAUGCCAUGCUAGAGGAUGUUGUAUAUCCUGCCGAGAUUGUGGAAAGCGUCUUAGGGCUGUCUUCUUUUGAACAUCAUCAUUUAUCCAUGUUAGGAGAUCUGAUAUUCCUGGAUCCCAAGGCACGCAAUGACACUGAGUACAAGCUUGAGACGUUUGCUGGAGUUUAUAGGAAGCUUUCUGGGAAAGAUGUCGUUUUUGAAUACCCAACAACAGAGGCUUAG